AUGAAAUUUCAAUCCUUUGUUCUCCUCCUCCUCCUUAUUUUGUUGGCUUCAUUCACCGUGAAUAAAGCUAUACCAGGAGGUGGUUGGACUCCCAUAAAGGACAUCACUAAUAUACAUUAUAUCAAAAUAGCUCGUUUUGCGGUCAUCCAGUAUGACAAACAAGAAGGAGCAACAUUUGAGUUUAAGACACUUAUCAAGGGUGAAUACCAAUCUUUCUCCGUCGGGACUAACUUCCGCCUCACUCUUACUGCAAGAAAUGGUUCAUCUUCUAGCAAUUAUGAAGCUGUUGUAUGGGAACCAGCAUUCGGAUUGUUAUGGAAGCUCACUUCCUUUAAACAUGUUUGA
This is a messenger RNA of Lathyrus sativus (Indian pea), 345 nucleotides long. NCBI's taxonomy places the organism in Eukaryota, Viridiplantae, Streptophyta, Magnoliopsida, Fabales, Fabaceae. The record is from the annotation of a GenBank genome assembly.